AUGACCAUACCUCUUCACUGUUUGGGUUUCGCUCUUACACCACGCUUUUAUGAUAAAAUAUAUCUUGAGACUCUGGCUCCCGAGGGUUAUACUAGAAAGGCUCCUAAUCUUGACAAAGAAGUUGUAUUGGGUUGCAUGGAAGCUUUUGGGAGAAUAGCUGAAGAUGCUGACGAAGAGAAGAAGUUACGAGAUGAGUUUGCUGAAUUUCAGUUAAAAAAGGGGAUACAUUCUAUGCCUCAGGCUCAUAUUUAUGUUGUCACAGUGGAUGCCAUUGAUUGGUGGUGUGUUUAUGGGUCUCAAACACCUAACUUGGCAGAGGUAGCCAAGAGGGUGUUAGCACAACCUAUCACUAGCUCUUCGGCCGAGAGAGCUUGGAGUACUUAUGAAAAUAUUGUUUCUUUAAAACGGAAUAGACUCAACUGCUCUAGGGCGGACAAGCUAGUAUAUAUCCACUCUAAUCUCCAUCUUAUCUCCAAAUUUAGCGAUGGCUACAAAAUAGGGCCCCAUCGUAAAUGGGAUAUUGAUCCCGAAAAUGCUUGUUUGGAGGAUUCACCCUUAGAGCUAGAGGAGAUGAGGUGGACGGGCUUAGAUUCGGAUGAGGAGGAUGUUAAUGAUGAUGGGAUGCUACAAAGUAAAAGGGAAAGGAUGAUGUGA
This is a messenger RNA of Beta vulgaris subsp. vulgaris (sugar beet), 654 nucleotides long. RefSeq lists its product as uncharacterized. The transcript has a single exon. Gene Ontology annotation, molecular function: protein dimerization activity. The record is from RefSeq and is a predicted model, not a curated record. The coding region runs from base 1 to 654 and encodes 217 amino acids. NCBI's taxonomy places the organism in Eukaryota, Viridiplantae, Streptophyta, Magnoliopsida, Caryophyllales, Amaranthaceae.